AUGAGGGGGAACUUUGUUCACGUGGAUGACGAAUGGAAGUGGAGAGGGGACAAAACGACUUUCAUUUUAGCGUCGAGAAACAUUACCGUAACAGAACUUGUAUUAAGAUUGAAGGAGAAACUUGGUAUUGUUGAACCCCGCAAUGAAAUUGAGUUAAAGUUCAAAGUCCCGAAUUUGAAUAUACCUCCGACAGAGAUACACGACGAUGAGGACCUAAAUUGGUACAUAUCUAUUUAUAAGGAGACUGCACUCUGCGUCACUAUUAUGGAAACCGAGGUCCCCAGUGUUGACAUGGUGAGGGAAGCAAACUGUGUAGAGAACCGGUUCUGCCUAACGGAAUGUCCCCAUACUUUAAGAAAUGGUGAGGUCAAUCAUGAGCAUAGUGGGUCGAACAACGAAGCACCCGCACAUUCAAUUGACCAUAUCGAGGCUGCAGCAUCCGUUGAGCACUUAGAGAACCUAUUACAUGGUACGAAUGAUGCUAUUAUUGCUGAAAUUGACCAGCCUGUGUCAUCACAUUCCAUGAGUUUAGGCACAAAUGAGUGGAUGGCAGUCGUCGUUCUCACCGAAAAGCAAAUAUUCUUUAGCAAGAAACAGUUGUACUGUAAGAUUCGUGUGCUUACUUUGCAAGAGAAGUUUCAAUUUCGGGUGAGCAGGUCAAGCAUGAAAAUGUUAACCGUUGUAUGUGUGGAUGAUAAUUGCAAGUGGAUGCUACGUGCUUCUACUGUCAAGCAAUCUGCAAUCUUCAUGAUCCGUAAAUUCAUCAACGUGCACACAUGUUCCCUUGAUUUUCGUUGUAACGCACAUCGGCAUGCCACUAGUUCUGUAAUUUUCGAGCACAUUGUAGGCAAACUAGAUACUCCAGGUCGAUCGUAUGACCCUACCGCUAUUGCACGUGAUAUGGAACGUGAGUUCGGUGUGAAAAUCAGUUACAACAAAGCUCGUAGGGGAAAGCUUCAUGCCUUAACUAUGCUACACGGUACACCGGAAGCCACUUUCGGUGCAAGCAUUCGUGGUUACACGCAGUACUUGAGACCCGUUAUUUGUGUUGAUGGCAGUCAUCUAAAGGGGCCAUACAAAGGGACACUUCUACUGGCAACUGCUCAAGAUGGUAACAAACAGAUAUAUCCGUUAGCAUGGGGGAUCGUGGACGCUGAAACCAAUAAAUCGUGGAUGUGGUUUAUGUCCAACUUGAAAGAGCUUAUAGGGGACUCCGAAGACCUCGUAUUUGUUUCAGACAGAAAAAAGAGCAUUGACAAAGCUAUUACUCAGUUGUUUCCGUUGUCUCACCAUGGUUGUUGUAUUUGGCAUCUCGAAAAGAACCUCAUACAGCGAUACAGCAACGCAAGUUCAAUACUUCUAUUCAAACGAGCUGCUACGACAUAUCGGGUUGAGGACUUCGAAAGACUCAUGGGACAGAUCCGCAGGGUGAGCACAAGAGCGCACGGGUACUUAGAGCGUGCGGGUUAUUCAUUUUGGUCCCGAGCACUAUUUCUUGGCCACCGUUACAACAUCAUGACGAACAACAACGCUGAGUCUCUGAACUCCAUGUUGAGAGAAGCCCGUUCUUUACCGAUAACUUGCUUGGUCGAACACGUUCGGAGUACUUUGCAGAAGUGGUUUUAUGAACGUCAGAAAAUUACGAUCGAUUGCAGUACAGUAUUGACGCUGAGGAUGGAAAAUGAGUUACGGAUGACAUUUGAAACUGGAACUAGGCUUCGAGCCCAGUUGUUGACAAACAACUUAACUCAGGUUGGAAUAUCCAACGACGUGGACAUAGUUGACUUUUCCGAAGACACUUGCACGUGUCGUGAGUUCCAACUAAACCGUAUGCCAUGUGCUCAUGCAACUCGUGCUGCUUGCUUCAAAGGGAAGUCUUUGUAUGACCUUUGCUCCCCUUAUUACACAUCUGGAUACUGGAGGGGUGCCUAUAACGAAGCGAUAUACCUUGUUCGCCGUGAAGCGGACUGGGUUUUUCCCAGUUUAAUUACAUCUACUCCUAUUUUGCCACCACUCGUACGUCGCCCUCCAGGUAGACCACCGACCCGACGUAAGCGUUCAAGAUACGAAUCUGCAUGGUCGAGCAGGAAAUGCACUCGUUGUGGUCGUCUUGGUCAUAAUCGGAGCACAUGUUCGAACCCCAAUAUAUCACAAGUUCCCUAA
This is a messenger RNA of Olea europaea var. sylvestris, 2163 nucleotides long. RefSeq lists its product as uncharacterized. The record is from RefSeq and is a predicted model, not a curated record. Gene Ontology annotation, molecular function: nucleic acid binding; zinc ion binding. Bases 1 to 2163 code for a protein of 720 amino acids. The transcript has 2 exons. NCBI's taxonomy places the organism in Eukaryota, Viridiplantae, Streptophyta, Magnoliopsida, Lamiales, Oleaceae.